AUGUCAUCAGAGAAGAAGAGUGAAUUGCCUAAUGGCUCCACGAAUAAGCAACCGCCGGUUAUUCUGUGCAUUGGUAUGGCAGGAUCCGGUAAAACGACCUUCAUGCAGCGUAUCAAUGCUCACUUGCAUGCCAAGAAAACACCUCCAUAUGUCCUCAAUCUCGAUCCAGCCGUCACCUCUCUUCCCUUUACCGCCAAUAUCGAUAUUCGUGACACCGUCAACUAUAAAGAAGUCAUGAAACAAUACAACCUGGGCCCUAAUGGCGGUAUUCUCACUGGUCUGAAUUUGUUUACCACCAAGUUUGACCAAGUGCUGAACUUUGUCGCCAAACGCGCCGACACCGUGAGCCACAUUCUUGUCGAUACACCUGGUCAAAUCGAAAUCUUCACCUGGUCCGCUUCCGGAGCCAUUAUCACCGAUACACUGGCCGCCACUUACCCGACGAUGAUUGCCUACAUCAUCGAUACACCACGCACCACGUCUCCUGCCACCUUUAUGAGUAACAUGCUCUAUGCAUGCAGCAUUCUUUACAAGACUAAAUUACCCUUUAUUCUGGUGUUCAACAAGACCGAUGUUGUGUCGCACGAUUUUGCUGUCGAAUGGAUGACCGAUUUUGAAAAAUUCCAACAAGCCCUCAGCCAAGAUACAUCGUACAUGAGCAGUCUCAUGAACUCGAUGAGUCUGGUGUUGGAUGAAUUUUAUAAUCAUUUGAAGGUGGUCGGUGUCUCGGCUGUCACCGGUCAAGGUGUGGACGAAUUCUUCCAAGCGGUCGAUGACGCAGCAGAAGAAUAUGAAAGAGAAUACAAACCAGAAAUCGAACGCAUGAUCAGAGAAAAGAUGGAACGUGAAGAAAAGAACCGAGAACAACAAUUGAACAAAUUAAUGAGUGAUAUGAAGGUGUCCAAUGGCACUGAAGUCGAUCUGGACGAGAAUGGCUCCCGAUUAGAAGAUGAAAAAUGGGCGGAAGACAAGGAUGACGAAGAAGAGGAAGAGGAAUCAGACGAUGAGUCUGACAGUGAAGGUAAUCCUUAA
Molecule: messenger RNA, 1032 nt
Organism: Radiomyces spectabilis
Lineage: Eukaryota; Fungi; Mucoromycota; Mucoromycetes; Mucorales; Radiomycetaceae
Exons: 4
Coding region: 1-1032 (343 amino acids)
Molecular function (GO): GTPase activity
Source: RefSeq, a predicted model, not a curated record